This is a messenger RNA of Vombatus ursinus (common wombat), 1693 nucleotides long. RefSeq names its product pentraxin 3 (gene PTX3). Lineage: Eukaryota; Metazoa; Chordata; Mammalia; Diprotodontia; Vombatidae. The transcript has 3 exons. Bases 73 to 1176 code for a protein of 367 amino acids. Gene Ontology annotation, biological process: innate immune response. The record is from RefSeq and is a predicted model, not a curated record. Gene Ontology annotation, molecular function: complement component C1q complex binding.
UCCAGGCCAGCUCCCUCCUAGCAGACUUUUGCAGAAAUCUGAAGAAGUACAUUCGCUGUCUCUCCUGGAGAAAUGCAGCAUCUCCGAGUAAUUCUGUUUUGGGCUUUCUGUUCUGCCUUGUCGGCUGAGGACAGCGAUGACUACAAUCUCAUGUACGUGAAUUUGGAUAACGAAAUAGAGAAUGGAAUCCAUCCCACUGAUGACAGCUCUGCGUGCGACUGCAGCCGGGAGCGCUCGGCGUGGGACCAGCUCUUCACCAUGCUGGAGAACUCUCAGAUGCGUGAGAACAGACUGCUGCAGGCGGCCGAGGAUGUGUUGGCCGCUGAGCUGCGGGGUCUGCGCUCGGAUGUGGCCCGCACGUGCGCCCCAGCCCAGGAGCCUGUCUGGCUCACCAGGACGCUCGACGAGCUGCUGCUGACCAGCCGCGGCCUGACACAGCGGCUGGCCAAGCUGGAGAGCGCCUGGCAGAGGGCUCCCGAAGCGACAGGGAGCGCGCUGCUGCCCGUGCUGGAGGAGCUGCGAGCCCUGCGGAGAUGGGCUGGACAGCGCUCGCUGCCUGCAGGUUGUGAAACAGCACUUUUAUUCCCAAUGCGUUCCAAGAAGAUUUUUGGCAGUGUUCAUCCAGUGACUGAAAUGAAACUUCGCUCCUUCACUGCCUGCAUCUGGGUCAGGGCAACUGAUGUGUUAAAUAAAACUGUUUUGUUCUCCUAUGGCACAAAGAGGAAUCCCUAUGAAAUACAGCUCUACCUCAACUCUUGGUCCACUGUGCUCGUGGUGGGUGGAGACCAGAACAAGCUUGUUGCCAACUCAGUGGUUCCCCUUGGAACAUGGACCUAUCUGUGCGGCACAUGGAACACCGAGGAAGGGGUCACAUCUCUGUGGGUCAAUGGAGAACUGGCAGCCACUGGCUCUGGGAUGGCCACAGGUCACAUCAUCCCAGAGGGUGGGAUUCUACAAAUGGGCCAAGAAAAGAAUGGUUGCUGUGUGGGUGGGGGCUUCGAUGAAACAUUGGCUUUUUCUGGAAGGCUCACUGGCUUUAACCUCUGGGACCGAGUUCUCAGCAGUGAUGAGAUCAGACAAACAAGAGGAGAUGACUCCUGUCAUAUCAGGGGCAAUGUUGUUGGGUGGGGAGUUACAGAGAUUCAGCCACAUGGAGGAGCUCAGUAUAUUUCCUAAGUUUUGAAAUAUCCCAAUUGGAAGCCAAAGAAGAAUAUUCUUACAUACAACCUCAGUGCAUGAUAGAAACCUGAGACCAAUUAAGGGGAGAGCUGAGGCGGAGGGGUUCUGAAGCUCACCUUUGAGUGAGCUAUUAUCUUGGCAAAAUAAGGAAUAAGAAGAUGGAGAAUCGUGUGUGUGUGUGUGUGUGUGUGUGUGUGUGUGUGUAUACUUGGUGCUUUCAAAUUAAAUAUUGUACACUCAAACAUAAUUAAAUAGGACUUUUGUUCAACUGAAAAACAAAACAAAACAAAACUACGUUCUCUGUUUUCCUAUGGGUGGCUUUGUUUUGCCCAGAUAUGAAUUUUUCAUUGAAAGAGUCAUAAAAAUAACAUGUGCGGUUUAUUAUUCAUCAUUAUUGGCAUAUACACUCGUAAAAAUAUGAUGAUGAAGUAUUAUUUAUACUAUGAUGUGAUUUAACAAAAACAAAUGUAGUUUACUUGUUAUAAUCCAGUGUUGUAUUUUGAGGAGAUGGUUG